AUGGACCGUCGGUGGGCGCUCUCUUUGCUGGUUCCUGGCUUCCGGUUCGCCCACGAGGUCCAGCAACCAAGCGUGGGGAAUUAUUUUGGUCACUCAUCGCAGGGGAAGGCAGGUCGUACUGAGGGUCGUUACUACGUGUUCCUGCCAGAUGGGCGCCUCAUGACAGUGUCCUACUAUGCAGACAACACUGGGUACCAUCCUUCGAUAUCCUACAGCGACGUGAAGGAUGCCAACGACCUGUCAGCGAAGGAUAUUUUGAAAAGGAGAGGUGGUACGACUUCUGCCAACUCCAGGACGACCUCUGGGGCCUCUGAAACGUCUUCUACGACCUCCUUGGGUGCCACAAAGGACUCCAACCAAGAUAUCCUGCAGAGUGAAGGAAGUACGACCCCUGGCAGCCCCGGUACGACCCCUAGGAGCUCUGGUACAACUUCUGCGACCAAUUCAGAUACUCAGCAGGAUUUCAAUCAAGAUAUCCUGCAAAGGGGAGGAGGUACUACCCUUGGGAACCCUAGGACGACCUCUGGAAGCUCUGAUACGACCCCUGUGAGAUCUGACACAACUCCUACGACCUCCCGGGGUGCUACAAAGGACUCCAAUCAAGGUAUCCUACAGGGAAGAGGUAGUACCACCUUUAGGAACUCCGGUACGACCCCUGUAACCUCUAGUACGACCUUUGGGACCUCCUUGGAUAUACAGAAGGACUCCACCCAAGAUAUCCUACAGCGAAGAGGAAGUACGACCUUUAGGAACACCAGUACGACCUCUAGGACCUCUGGGACGACUCCUACGACCUCCGUGGGCACUGUGAAGGACUCAAGGGCAGAAAUCCUACGGAGAAACGAGGCAAGAAGGUACAGUAUCCUUCAGAAGAGUCCUAAAGUGUCCCUGAGCAGUGGAAGCAGACAGCAGGACCUCCCCAGACAAGGUAUCCUACAAACAGAAGGAGAUACCAGCCUUAGGAACCCCGUGGUGAGUCCUACGGUGCCCUUGACCACCCAGAGGACUCCUGAGGCUCCCGCAAAGGAUACAGAACCAAGGAGAGGUCGUCUGCUGGCAAGGAAUCCUGGGAAUGAAAAGCGUGAGGGUAAUGGUGGCGUCCUGCAGGGGGAAGCACGUCCACUCUCCACGGCGCCUCGAGAUCGACUGGGUGCGGCCACUGUGGAAGCCCCCUCGCUUCUGGCUAAGGUGCUGGCCAAUGGGAACCAAGCACAGAGUCCUCCAGCCAAUAGGGUAACGAGGACGCUGCGCCCCGAGGUGUAUAUAAGCGGUGACUCUGACAAUGCGCUGCCAGUCUCCUCCUGGGCAGCGAAGGGAGAACACGUCACUUCUAAGCCAAUCACUGGCCGUCCCUUCUCUCCUGUCUCCUCUCAGCCUAUCACUGGGCCUCUUGUUACGACCUUUCGACCAAUUAGCACGCAGCAUUUCAACCCGACAACCUACCAUCCAAUUAUACCUGUUAGCGUCCCUACAGUUGCACCAAUCACCUUGCAGGCCCCAAUAUCAUCUCGGCCAAUUAGAUUUCAGAAUUCAAAAACACUCAUAACAUCCCAGCCAAUGAAAAAGCAGCAUUCAAAUCCGACACAAAUUACUGAACCAAUGAAAACACACCAAAAAACGAGCAAAAACUCUCCACCAAUAGGCGCACAGAGGCCAAAAACGCCAAAAAUAUCACAGCCAAUCAUUUCAAAGCAUUCAAAACCCGCGCCAGUCUCCCAGCCAAUCAAAAAGCCGGGAAUGGGAGCCCCCUUCAUCCCAUUUCUACCUACUGGCGCCAUUCCCAUUGCCUUUCCUGGAUCCGAGUUCGCGUUGAAUGCCAGAGACCACUUUCCCUACUACCACCACUACAACCACCACUACUACGACACCAAGUACGACCACAACACCCACAAGGACUCCAGGCACACUCAGACCAGUUCCAGUUACUACCACGGCAGUGAGAAUUGA
Scylla paramamosain (green mud crab) is the source of this 1947-nucleotide messenger RNA. RefSeq names its product mucin-2-like. The transcript is spliced from 3 exons. The record is from RefSeq and is a predicted model, not a curated record. The coding region runs from base 1 to 1947 and encodes 648 amino acids. NCBI's taxonomy places the organism in Eukaryota, Metazoa, Arthropoda, Malacostraca, Decapoda, Portunidae.